AUGGUCUUCCUCUGUCCGAGUAACACCGAAAACCUUCUCGGUCUUAACACUCUCUCGGUCUUUUUCAGCCCUGCAGGAGUUUUGGCCUUAGCUCCAACGACGGACGCCGCUCCGUACGGUAGCAAUGCAGCUGUUGCCUGUGAACGUCCCAUCGUUCGGAAGGAGUGGCGCACGCUCAGGAAUGACGAAAAGCUCGAGUACCUCGCCGCGGUGCAAUGCUUUCUGACGAAGCCUCCGAUCACACCCAAGGCCGCCGCGCCCGGUGUCGGCUCGCGCUUCGAGGAUCUCGUAGCUACGCACAUCAACCAGGGCCAUUUCCUCGCCUGGCACCGGUGGUUCACGGCGAUAUAUGAGAGAGGCCUCCGCAAUGAAUGCGGCUACACAGGAGCCCAGCCGUACUGGGACUGGACCUUGGAUGUAGCUUCGGAAACAGACUUCCUGGCGUCGCCGGUGUUUGAUCCUAUACUAGGCUUUGGAGGCAAUGGACUGCUCAUCCCACUCAACACGUCGGAUCCGCUUUCUGUUCCGGGCCGCACCGGCGGAGGCUGCAUUCAGGACGGUCCGUUUGCGAACCUGACAGUCAACUUGGGGCCCUUGAGCGACCUCAGCGGCAAUCCGCGCUGCCUCGCACGCGACUUCAGUCCGUACUUUGCUGGAAGAUAUCUUGGGAUGAACCAAACCCAAGUGACUCUGAGUCAGCCAGACUUCGGCUGGUUCGACAGGGUCGUCGAGGGUGGCCCAUCAUUUGACGCGUCUGGCGUUCACGGUGGUGGCCACUACGGUGUUGGUGGAACGUACGGCCAGAUGGGCGAUCUGCUGAGAACCAUGCUGCCCAUCUUCUACAUGCACCACUGCAAUCUGGACCGUGUGUGGUGGUCAUGGCAGGCGAUGGAUCUGGAAGCGCGGCUGACAGACAUAUCCGGACCAAUCUAUCUCAUGGACUACGACAAUGCGCAGGGAGGGAACGUCACGUUGGAUUUUCCACUGUCGGUGGGCGUGAAUGCUGAGAAUGUGACCGUUGGAGACGUGAUGGACAUCAGGGGCGGGGUGCUCUGCUAUGAGUACGACCAGCUGUACUCGAGCUGA
Molecule: messenger RNA, 1086 nt
Organism: Lasiodiplodia theobromae
Lineage: Eukaryota; Fungi; Ascomycota; Dothideomycetes; Botryosphaeriales; Botryosphaeriaceae
Product: Tyrosinase
Exons: 5
Coding region: 1-1086 (361 amino acids)
Molecular function (GO): oxidoreductase activity
Source: RefSeq, a predicted model, not a curated record